This is a messenger RNA of Doryrhamphus excisus (bluestripe pipefish), 3723 nucleotides long. RefSeq names its product inactive serine protease 35-like. Gene Ontology annotation, biological process: proteolysis. The record is from RefSeq and is a predicted model, not a curated record. NCBI's taxonomy places the organism in Eukaryota, Metazoa, Chordata, Actinopteri, Syngnathiformes, Syngnathidae. Gene Ontology annotation, molecular function: serine-type endopeptidase activity.
UAGGCACAGCUGUUUCCACUUUGACAAAGCAAAGGCUUUUAUAUCGGGUGUCUCCACAUCCUCUAACGAAGUGUUGGACGACGGCGCUCGUCAUCACUACACCACUCGGAAUAAAUACGGUACAGAAAAGGCUGUAAACUUAAAUGAAGGACCACACGCGUGUACGCAUACAAUCAUGCUAGAACAACAGUCACAAACACUGCAGCGUGACAGCAAGCCAAGAAACACAAAUGAUACAGGGACCAUUUCAUAACAAAUCCACAUCAGGAUGAUGGAGGACAGCAGGAGCGAAACUUUGUACAUCAAGAACAGGGGCCUUAAGGGAUCCGGGUCCAGAGCCCAGAAAAGGAAAGAAUAUGGGUCUCCUGGAACUUCUUUGUCUCCUGUUUUAUGUGGCUUCCAACCAUGCAAGCAGCAAUUUGCACAAGUGGACCAAGCAGAGCCUUCCUGUGCUGAUGGACCGACGCACUGAAUUUGUAAAGAAAACCUUAUUCAGAAGCCCAACGCUUGAUACAGAUGGAAGCCCGGUGGAAACACUCUGCGGGAUUGAGUGCCAAAGACGUUUACCAGACUUAACUCAGAACGAGCAAGAGAGGAUUCUGGGCUAUGAGACCAUGUACAACAACGGCACGUGUACGCGCACCGACGUGAUGCUGCAGGGUUUGAAUGCAACAAGACCUCCUGAGAAUGCUCCAACUCGCCAGAAGCGGCAGGUUUACGGCGCUGAUGGACGCUUUGUUAUUUCGGACUCACAGUUCAUCACCAAGUACCCCUUCGCCAGCGCCGUGCGCCUGUCGACCGGCUGCUCGGGGGUCUUGGUGUCCCCGAAGCAUGUGCUGACGGCGGCGCACUGCAUCCACGACGGCAGCCGCUACUUGGAGAGUGUGCAACGCCUAAAAGUGGGGCUGCUACAACUCAGAAUGAAAAGAGCGGGUAGGAAAAGGAGGAGGCGACAGAGAGCUGCGAGGAAAGGGAACAGAAGAAAAGUGGAGGAUGAAGAGAAGCAGAGUAGCAUUCAUGAAGAUCCAGUGAGAGGCCAACAAGGAGGCAAGGCACAAGGGGAGCAAAGAAGCACAGGACUGAGGAGGAAGCCCGUUUUUCGCUGGACACGCGUCAAACGAACACACAUCCCUCAAGGAUGGAUGCACUCCAGAAACUCCACCGCCUCCUUGUCCGCCGACUACGACUACACUCUCCUGGAGCUCAAACGCCCUGUCCAACAAAAGUACAUGGGGAUUGGUGUGGCGCCUCCCAGCAUCCUCCCAUCUCGAAUCCACUUCUCAGGCUAUGACGAUGACAAAAGCCUGCUGACCGCUCUUGGGGGCGAGAAGGUGGUCUACCGCUUUUGCUCUGUGACUAAAGAGUCUAAUGAUUUGAUGUACCAGCACUGUGAUGCUCAGCCGGGUGCCACAGGAGCGGGUGUUUACGUUCGAUUGAGGCAAGAAAGCGGGAAAGGGAAGUGGCAGCGAAGAGUGAUCGGGGUGUUCUCCGGCCAUCGGUGGGUGGAGGUGGGGGACGGCGAGCAGAGGGACUUUAAUGUGGCAGUGAGAAUAACUCCUCCAAAAUAUGCACAGAUCUGCCACUGGAUCCACGGGGACCUGAGUCACUGCAAGGAAGUUUGAAAGGAGGACUUCCUGUAAAGCCGUUUGUGUUCAAAUUGUAGGCCAUUAAGGCGGCUCAUCAUUUAGUUUGAUUCAUUUAGUACGACUCUUAGUGUGUUAAGUGGUGAUGUGAACGGGAAACUCACUUCUUUGUAUCAAUGCGGUCAGGCAUCGUUUAAGUCUACCAGCGUAAACAAAAAAAUAUUGGCCAUUUUUGACAUACAGUCAUUCAACAAUCGGUCACAAUCUUUGUUCUGACGGUAAUCCUGGACCAAUGUAACUAUGAGUAGAUUUCACGAUCUCCUCUUUGUUGCCUGCAAGUGAGAGUUCAACUCAAACGUAGCAAAUAGAAGCCAUCUCUAAUGCAGUGUUUUUCAACCUUUUUUGAGCCACGGCACGUUUUUUUACAUUGGAAAAAUCUUGUGGCACACCACUAACCAAAAAUGUUACAAAAUAUCACCACAACCUCACACGUGCAUUAAUAAGUCUAUCCGAGGAACAAAGUAGGACCAAUAUUACAUUGCUCUGCCAGUCUUUACACCACAGACACUCGACAGUAGCCACGUUUUUACAUGACCACUUUUUCUCUUUCCGAAUGACCUUUCGGGAAACAAUGGUAUCCAUAGAAAGGAAUAUUCCAAUCUCUUGUCUACAUGCGCCGUGAAAAUCAACCAGAAUAGUCAAUAGGGCAUGCGCAGUAAAACGUAAACAUCAACAUCACGUGAUAUCGACUUCCCCAAGUUUUUCUUUCACUUGUUGGAAUAACUUCAUAUUACCAUUUUUUUCUUCCGUCCAGUCUUGAAAUUUUGUUUGAAUCAAAAACAAACUUUGCUUAUUCCAGUGCUGAUUGCUGGCCUCCAUUUUUAAAACUGAAGAACGUUUGGAUCUGCAUGUUACGUCAUAUCUGAAAGAACGCACCUGGGAUAAAUUUAAACAGGAAAAGAUCAAAUUCAAUCUUGCUAAUAUUUUAUAAUUAAACUCAGGACAUGUUUUAUAUAGUACAUAUAUAUAUAUAACUUGUGAAUGGCGUAUAGAAGGGUUUAGAUUCUGUUCCACAGAUGGCGCUAAUGCAUACGAAAGCUGCUUUCCAACCGCCAAUAAACAACAGAAGAAGAAGGCACCCUGACAACUUUCCGUUUGAGCGGGUACAAGAUACCUCAAUCGGAUUGGUUAAAGGAAUAUUCCAUCCCUGUUCAAUUCUUUCCGUUUGAGCAAAUAAACCAAAUGCAAUUGGAAUAUUUGGGUCCAUGUAUACUAUUGACAUAAUGGCUUUUGACAUAAUAUUUGCAAAUGAUGAUUAAUAAAUGUUAAUUAUAAAAAGUCAUAUUGGAUAAUUCCUCACGGCACACCUGACGGUUCCUCAAGGUACACUAGUGUGCCGCGGCACAGUGGUUGAAAAUCACUGUUGAAGGCCUCAGACAUGGCGCAGUGUUGUGCAUGUGUUCCCAUAAUGUAGCAAGACUUUGUACACUGCGAGCCUAAUCAUGGCGGACUAAUAAAUGCUUCAUGUAUCAGGAUAGUGUGGGUCAUAUUGCUAAUGUUCUAUCAAUCAAUGAACAAGAUGAAUAGAGAUAAGUGACGAGCCGUGAGGGUGGUUUGGGUCAGUGUAUUUGUAUUUUAUUGCAUCUCAUAUGGGGGGACUCACAUGCAGGUUGGACAGGGAAGAAGGAAAGGGAGCGGGGUGGCCAUCCCCAGAAAAUGACUGAGCAAACAUCUAUCCGCAUUCUCUUUUGUAUGUAAAUGUCAUUGUCGUCUUUAUUUUCCUUUCUCAACACAUAAAAUGCCACAAGGAGAUUAAGAUACAGUCACUUGUUUCGAAAUAAACAACACAGAAGAACAUCCAGCGUACGUAUACUUUGAGUGCUUUACAGUGAGUCUUCCCAGUGAGCAAAUGUACCGCACGGCGUUCAAUCACGGUUUAAUCACAUGCUAGCAUGUCUCAUUGAGCCUGUUCGGAAAAACAAAAGAAGGCGGGACCAGUCGUCAUGCACUCCACACCAGCAGAGAACACCACAGAGCAACGUUUUGUUCAAUACUCUACUAGACUGACAGGUUUUUUUAAUCCAAAAUCAUGCUCCUUUUUGAUAUGUAACUAAAAUAUAUGAUAUUUCUGAUCAUCAAA